This is a messenger RNA of Penicillium waksmanii, 2493 nucleotides long. RefSeq lists its product as uncharacterized. Gene Ontology annotation, cellular component: cytoplasm. Lineage: Eukaryota; Fungi; Ascomycota; Eurotiomycetes; Eurotiales; Aspergillaceae. Gene Ontology annotation, molecular function: calcium-dependent cysteine-type endopeptidase activity. The coding region runs from base 1 to 2493 and encodes 830 amino acids. The record is from RefSeq and is a predicted model, not a curated record. The transcript has 5 exons. Gene Ontology annotation, biological process: proteolysis.
AUGACUCUCACAGAGUAUGAAGAGGAGAUGAUGAUGUGCGGAUCGUCGAUGCCCCCUGCAUCGUCGCGUUCUAACAGUCGCCCACCCGGCCACCGGGCACCUUCCCAAGCACCCCAGGACGCCGUGCGGCAGUUUUGGGAAGACUUCAACACCAAGUACCCCGGGAAGGUGUACACUGUGCUUCCGGAUAACCCAUAUGCGCGUACCCGUGCGAAGCGGGUCCCUAACGGCGUGAUCCAAGGCCACGAGGCCGUCAAGUCGUACGAACAGGCGCGUCAUGAAUGCCAAAAGUCAGUGGAACGCAUUGUUAAGGAAUGCGAGCGAGUAAAUCAGAAGUAUACCGAUCCUCACUUUGACAUCGAGCUCGAUCUCAAGUCUGGUAUGCGCCACUAUCUGGAUGGGCUGGAUAAAACAAAUGAGAUUAUGCGACCACGCGGUGUGAAGAGAGUAACGGAAAUCUUCGAAAACCCUCAAUUCUUUGUCAAUGGGCCGAAGGCUUCGGACGUCCGUCAAGGAUAUGAUGGCGACUGCUGGUUGAUGGCUGCGCUGUGCACGAUGGGAAACAAGACUGGUCUCAUCGAGAGGAUUUGCGUAGCCCAGGACGACAAGAUUGGAAUUUACGGAUUCGUUUUCUAUCGGGACGGCGAAUGGCAGCAAUGCAUUGUAGAUGAUAAGCUCUAUCUACGUGCUGCCGAUUAUGACGAGUCAAUUGAUGAACGCCCAUUGUGGGAUGACAUUAACCGGACAGAUACCGAAGAGGAAUAUCGCCGAGUUUGGCAGACCGGUUCCAGGGCGCUCUACUUUGCGCAGUGUGUCGAUCCAAAUGAGACCUGGCUCCCACUUUUGGAGAAGGCGUUUGCGAAGGCCCAUGGUGACUACUCUGCGAUUGAGGGUGGAUUCGUCGGGGAGGGUAUCGAAGACCUGACUGGAGGUGUCACAUCAGAGGUUCUAUCUAGCAAUAUCCUAGACAAGGACCGAUUUUGGAGUGAGGAGCUUAUGAAAGUCAAUGAGGAGUUUCUCUUUGGCUGUGGAACUGGCUUGUUCUCCAACUGGUUGGACCCAAAGUAUGAUGGCCCUCCAAGAGACCGAAAGGGUAUUUCAGAGAACCAUUCAUACUCCAUUAUGGAAGCCCGAGAGAUCAAGGGACAUCGCCUUCUACGACUUCGCAACCCAUGGGGAAAGAAGGAAUGGCAUGGUGCCUGGGGUGAUGGGUCCGAACAGUGGACAGCAGAGUGGAUGGAGCUUCUGGGUCACAAGUUUGGCAACGAUGGGUUCUUUUGGAUCUGCUACAACGACCUGCUCAAGAAGUAUCAGCACUUCGACCGCACCCGUCUUUUUGGACCUGAAUGGACCGUCACUCAGCAAUGGACGACAUUGAACGUCCCCUGGUCAGCUGAUUACCACAGUUCCAAAUUCAUCAUGAACGUGACGAAGAGCGGCCAUGUAGUCAUUGUUCUUUCGCAGCUUGACACCCGCUACUUCAAGGGUCUGAGUGGCGAGUACAAUUUUGUUCUCAAAUUUCGUGUUCAGAAAGAGGGAGAGGAAGAUUACAUGGUGCGCAGCCACAGCAGCCAUUUUAUGGCCCGCUCUGUGAAUGCCGAGAUCGACCUAGAACCAGGCCGCUACCAUAUUCUCAUGAAGGUCAUCGCUUUUCGACACGAAGAAACCGAGUCGACCGAAGAGAUAGUCCAGCGCGUUGCUUCAACAAGGCGUGAGAAGCUUGUCCAAGUCGGUCUUUCUUAUGACUUGGCCCAUGCUAAGGGUGUGGUCGUAGAAACAGAUCGGGAACGAUACGAGAGGGAAAGACGCAAAGCUGCCGACCGGAAGAAGCUUCGCGACGAGACGAAGAGAAGACUGCAGAAAGAAUAUAUUCGCGACCGGAAGAUGGCUGCUCGGCAACAGCGAAUGGAGGCGCGUCGCUCUGGCCGGGUUCCCAACGGCGUCUCGAUUGAUCGCAGUCCCGAGCGUAGCCCUAUUCAAGGACAGAUCCUGCCAGAGACCCAGACCCAAUCGCCCACCGACGUUGCAAGUAUCUCCAGCGAUGGCAGUGACCGAAGACAGACAACGAAUGGCUCAGUCCCCACUAUUCAAUUCAAUGGACUACACGCGAGACAUGCCAGCAGUGGAUCUCACCGAAGACGCAACGAGUCCCCACGUCCAAGCCUUAGUACUCGCUUGGCAACCGACAACUUGAAUGGCAGUGAUGUGGAGCUGCUGGAUGGGUUUGAGUUCGACAGUGACUUGGACAUGCCACCCGAUGAUACGGAGUGCAAGCCUCCAGCCUCUUUGCAGGGAUCCAACCAGCCCAAUGCCGAUCCAUGGAAUGCUGUCUGUGUCGUUGGAUUGCGCGUGUACUCCAAGGAUGCGGGUCUAAGCCUGGAAGUGGUUCGUCCUGUUCCAGAGGAUGAUACUGAGGCCCCACUGGACCGUGACGAUCCAGCUGCAUCGGCCACUAUUGAGAAGGCCUUCUGGGGCAUGGACUUCGCUGUAUGA